AUGUUGCUUUGGAAUAAAAAACGGGAUAAUUAUACUACUUGGCUUCUUAAGCUCCAACAACAAUAUGGUGAUGUAUUUGAAGUUUGGUUAAGUAAUAAACGCAAGGUUUAUAUAUGUAAUCCUGAAUAUUUUGAUAAAUUACUUCCACCUGCUACAACUACUAAAUGGUUUAAUCGAAUGGAACAAUGUUGGAAUAAUUUUGGUGAUGAUUAUCAAAUCGUGUUAAAUGAAUGGAUGAGACGUUUUGCUACUGAUAUGAUUAUUGAAAUUACUACUGGAAAAAGGGCUUAUACAUUGCCUGUAUAUUUUAAUAAAUUUACUACUAAAAAACUUUUUGAUAUUCCAUCUGCUGUAUUAGAUGAUUCUGAAUAUUUUAUCCAAAAUAUGGAAAAAAUGCGUCCUAUCUCUCAUUCAGCUACUCGUUUAAACACUGAACCUGAUGAAUUACUCGCUGGAAAUAAAAAUUCAAAGUAUUGGAAAGAUCCAGAGAUCUUUAAUCCAGAUAGAUUUAUGUGUGAUGACAACACGGUUAAAAAGAAUUUUAUAUUUUUUGGUAGAGGAAUCCGACAAUGCCCUGGUAGGAAAUUGUCGAUGAUUGAGUUAAAAGGAAUUAUUGCAAUGUUAUUUAGAAAGUAUGAUGUUACUUUGAUGAACGAAGAGUUACAUUAUAAAAGCACGGUAAUUAAUUCUAUGAUUGAAAAAAUGUCUUUAAAAAUUACACCUAGAAAAGAUACUAUAAUUAACUAA
Dentiscutata erythropus is the source of this 747-nucleotide messenger RNA. Lineage: Eukaryota; Fungi; Glomeromycota; Glomeromycetes; Diversisporales; Gigasporaceae. The record is from the annotation of a GenBank genome assembly.